GUGGCCGGCAAGGGGCCGGCGGGGCGCGGCGUGGUGCGGCCGAAGGGCCGGCGGCACGGAGCCGACACGGCGGCCCCCGGGGCGAGAAGGACGGCGGCGGGGCCCCGCUCGGUGCCCGGGCCCGGGCCGGGGGCCGGGCUGACCGACAGCAGCUCGGAGGUGUCGGACUGCAGCGCCUCGGAGGAGGCGAAGCUGCUGUCGCUGGAGCUGGGGCUGAGCGGCAGCGAUGGCGAGUCCCCGGGCAGCGCCCCGCCGCCGCCGCCSUCGGCCGGAGAGGCGUCGCCGCUGCCCGAGGAGCCCUCGGCCGCCUCCAUGGCCAGCAGCCGCCUGCAGCUCAGCACCUCGCUCGCCUUCUCCGACCUCACCGAGGAGCUGCUGGACGCCGGCACCGACGGGCUGCUCCGCGAGCUGGAGGACCUGCGCUCCGAGAACGACUAUCUCAAGGAUGAGAUCGAGGAGCUGCGCGCCGAAAUGCUGGAGAUGCGGGAUGUCUACAUGGAGGAGGAYGUGUACCAGCUGCAGGAGCUGCGGCAGCAGCUGGACCAGGCCAGCAAGACGUGCCGCAUCCUGCAGUACCGGCUGCGCAAGGCCGAGCGCCGCAGCCUGCGCGUGGCACAGACCGGCCAGGUGGACGGCGAGCUCAUCCACAGCCUCGAGCAGGACGUCAAGGUGGCCAAAGACGUCUCGGUGCGGCUCCACAAUGAGCUGGAGGUGGUGGAGAAGAAGAGGAUCCGGCUGGAGGAGGAGAACGAGGAYCUGCGCCAGCGGCUCAUCGAGACCGAGCUGGCCAAGCAGGUGGUGCAGAACGAGAUGGACAAGCUCCGAGAGAAUUCCCUGAAGAAGCGAGGCUCUCGCUCCCUGGGCAAGACAGAGAAGAAGCCAUCAGUGCAGGAGGACAGCGCAGACCUGAAGUGCCAGCUGCAUUUUGCCAAGGAGGAGUCAGCCCUGAUGUGCAAGAAGCUGACCAAGCUGGCCAAGGAGAACGAUGGCAUGAAGGAGGAGCUGCUGAAGUACAGGUCCCUCUACGGGGACCUGGACAGCUCCCUGUCCGUGGAGGAGCUGGCUGACUCUCCCCAUUCCCGGGAGGCCGAGCUGAAAGUCCACCUCAAGCUGGUGGAGGAGGAAGCCAACAUCCUCAGCCGGAGGAUUGUGGAGCUGGAGGUGGAAAACCGCGGGCUGCGGGCAGAGAUGGAUGACAUGAAGGGCCAGGGGGACAGGGAGCUGCCGGGGCAGGACACACGGUUCCUGGUGGGCGUCUCGAGCUGCGGGGAUGCGGGGGACACGGUGGCCGAGCUGCGCCGGCACCUGCAGUUUGUGGAGGAGGAGGCUGAGCUGCUGAGACGCUCGCUGCUGGAGCUGGAGGACCAGAACAAGCUCCUCCUGAAYGAGCUGACCAAGUACAAGUCGGACCACGAGCUGGACGUGACGCUGUCGGAGGACAGCUGCUCGGUGGUCAGCGAGCCCUCGCAGGAGGAGCUGGCCACGGCCAAGGUGCAGAUCAGCGAGCUCAGCGGCAAGGUGAAGAAGCUGCAGUACGAGAACAGGGUGCUGCUGUCCAACCUCCAGCGCUGCGACCUGGCCUCCUGCCAGAGCACCCGGCCCAUGCUGGAGACCGACGCUGAGGCCGGUGACUCUGCACAGUGCGUCCCCAYGGCCGGCUGGAGGGACGGCGUGGGCAGCAGUGAGGCCGAUGGGCAGGACAGGGGGCUGGGCAGUGGGAAGGUGCCCGAUGGCCCCACCAAGCUGCUCAAGCCCAAGGACCUGGAGACCUUGCUGGGCAUCCGGGACCAGGCAACGCUGGUCAGCAAAGCGAUCGACGUGUUGAUUUCUGAUGCCAAUGGCUUCACCUCGGGGCUGAAGGCUUGCCUGGACAACGAGUGUGCGGGGGUGCUGCUGGGCGAGGCGGUGGGCAGCGGUGGUGACAGCCCCAGCGAUGCCAAGCUGAUGAACGUGCUCCUGAUGAGGCUGGGCGUGCUCCAGCAGGACCUGGGCUGCYUCGUGAGGAAAGUGGACCACCUCACCAGCGGCUUCAAGGAGCACACGGACUCGUUCCACUUCUCCAGCUCCAGCAGCCACGAYGUCACCAAAGAGGGGCUGCAGAAGGAGCUCRCCUCYGACUUCCAGCAGCCUGAUUUUAGGGACGCCGACCCUUUCCGCAUCCCCCACACCAAGGACACGGACCCCGCACAUCCCCGGAGCUACAAAACCUGCCGGGCUGAGGAGAACGACUCCUACGCCACCGAGAUGAAGGAGCUGCAGCUGGUGCUGUCUGAGGCCAACGAGAGCCUGCGGGGGCUGCAGGAGCAGCUCUCACAGGAGAGGCAGCUGAGGAAGGACGAGGUGGACAACUUCUCACAGAAGAUCUGCCAGCUGAAGGAGGACCACCAGAAAGCCCUGCUGCGGCGGGAGUUUGAGCUGCAGAGCCUGAACCUGCAGAGGCGGCUGGAGCAGAAGUUCUGGAGCCAGGAGAAGAACCUGCUGGUGCAGGAGUCGCAGCAGUUCAGGCAGAGCUUCCUCCUGCUCUUCAUGAAGCUCAAGUGGUUCCUCAAGCACUGGCGCCAGGGGAAGAUGGUGCACAAUGAGGGCGAGGACUUUUUGGAGGUGAACAGCAUGAAGGAGCUGUACCUGCUGCUGGAAGAGGAGGAGCUYGCCCCGCAGCAGCAGGCGGACAACAAGAUGUGUGCCGGGGACAGCUGGACCCCCAACACGCCCAACGAGUGCAUCAAGACCCUGGCGGACAUGAAGGUGACCCUGAAGGAGCUGUGCACGGAGCUGCGGGAGGAGCGGCGCGGUGCCAGUGAGCUGCAGCAGCAGUUCACCAAGGCCAAGGCUGCCUGGGAGAUGGAGCGUGCCGAGCUCAAGUGCCACAUUGCCCAGCUGGAGUCAAAGGCAGGCAAAGGGAUYGCGGAGCGUGCGCUGCCGGACUGGAAGGUGGCACUGAAGAGGGAGCGUGAGGAGCACCAGCAUCUCCUGGCUGAGUCCUACAGCGCCGUCAUGGACCUCACCAAGCAGCUGCAGAUCAGCGAGAAGAACUGGAACCAGGAGAAGGUGGAGCUGCUGGCACGCUUCAAGGAGGAGCAGCAGCAGGCAGAGCAGCAAGCAAAGGACCUGCAGAACAAACUCAACCAGUUGCAGAAAGGAUCCAAUCCGUGGGCAUUGAAGCACUCUGAAAUGGAGAAGCAUGGCAGCAACUGGAAAGAGGCUCUCAAUGAGAAAAUCACAGACAAGGAGACAAUCUCUGAAGCAGAAGCCAAGGGAACCAACCUCAAGAGGACCAAGUCCGUUUCCUCCAUGUCAGAGUUUGAAAGCUUGCUCGACUGUUCUCCCUACCUCCCUGGAAAGACUGUUCCAGGGCUGGGUGACCAUGCCCGGGGCAAAAAGGCAUCCUCAACCACGCAGCUGCUGCCCAAUGGGAUCCGGGACAGCGCCAGCCUUCCUCCCUCAAACUGUACAUAUGUGAAUAUCGAACAGCCCGCCCCUGACAGCCUGGCCAAGGAGAAGCUGGGCAUCUCCUCCUGGGACUACUCGCGGGCAAGCAGCCUCUCCGGGCACGACCCAGCUCAGAAACAGAUCCAGAGGAGCUACACGGCGCCCGACAAGACGGGGAUCCGCAUCUACUACAGCCCGCCGGUGGUGCGGCGGCUGGAGGCGCCCCUGGUGCACAACAAGGAGGGCAAGAUCAUGAUCGAGCCCGGGUUCUUGUUCACCAUGGCCAAGCCCAAGGAGCCGGAGGAAUCGGCCAGCGCCGAGGGCACCUACAGCCAGUGGCUGUGCAACUUCUCCAAGCAGCAGCGGGAGCUACUGGACAGCAGCGCAGGCGAGAGCACGGUGCCACCGGUGCCGCACUUCCCCCCAGCACUGCAUGACCUGGAGAUCUCCGGCAACAUGAGCGAUGACAUGAAGGAGAUCACCAACUGCGUGCGCCAGGCCAUCCGCUCCAGCUCGCUUGAGAGAAAGGUGAAAAGCACCUCCAGCCAGACGGUGGGACUGGCUCACGUGGGCACGCAGACCAUCCAGACGGUGAGCGUGGGCCUCCAGACCGACCUGCCCCGCGGUCCUGGUGUGCACGGYAAGAGCUGGUCCCCGCGCAGCUCCUCCCUCGUGUCUGUGCGCAGCAAGCAGAUCUCCUCCUCCCUGGACAAGGUCCACUCCAGGAUCGAGCGGCCGUGCUGCUCCCCAAAAUAUGGCUCUCCAAAGCUCCAGAGGAGGUCUUCCUCCAAGCUGGAUGCGUCCAAGGACAGAAGCCUUUGGAACUUGCACCAGAGCAAGCAGAACGGCUCUGCCUGGGCCCGCUCCACCACCACCCGCGACAGCCCUGUCCUCAGCAACAUCAAUGACGGCCUGUCCAGCCUGUUCAGCGUGGUGGAGCACGCGGGCAGCACCGAGUCCAUCUGGAAGCCAGGUUGCCCCGAGAGCAGCCGCGCCAAGCCYGAAGCCCCCAAGUACGGCCUCGUGCAGGAGUUCUUCAGGAACGUCUGCGGGCGGGCGCAGAGCCCCACUGCCCCCCAGGAGAAGAAGGAGGCCCCUGGCGAGGAAGGAGGCAAGAGAGCCGAGCACUCCAGCCCCGCCACCCACCACCCCRCCGAAAACAUCUCCCGUGUGUUGAACAAGAAGGUCCUCAAGCAGGGCAGCUGCGAGGACCCCAAGCCCUCGUCCCCUGGCCAGGGCAGUAAGGACGCAGUCCUACGGGACCCCGACCUCAUCUCGGCCAUAGCCAGCGAGGACACGGCGUGUGACUGCAGCUCCCAGUCCCUCACGUCCUGCUUUGCCCGGCCGUCCCGCUCCGCGGUCCGCCACUCCCCCUCCAAGUGCAAACUGCACCCCACGGACCCCUCCAGGGCGGAGGAGAAGCCGGGGGUCUCGACCUGCAAUGUAAAACCAAGUGCAUUUUAAAAAUACCGAAAUGAGCUACAUUGGAGAGGCACCA
Malurus melanocephalus (red-backed fairy wren) is the source of this 4927-nucleotide messenger RNA. RefSeq names its product suppressor of glucose, autophagy associated 1 (gene MTCL2). The record is from RefSeq and is a predicted model, not a curated record. Lineage: Eukaryota; Metazoa; Chordata; Aves; Passeriformes; Maluridae. The transcript has 16 exons. Gene Ontology annotation, biological process: regulation of autophagy; insulin receptor signaling pathway. The coding region runs from base 313 to 4893 and encodes 1526 amino acids.